AUGAAGAUCGAUCCAGAGGAAAGUUCCCUGCUUGAUGAGAUUGAUCAUUCCUGGAGAAAUCACUCCCUUUACUGGCUCGAGGCUCUAAGUCUUAUGAGAAGUUACUCUGUCGCAGUGUUAAGCACAGCCAAUGUCAUCGAAAUUCUCAAGAGUGCCCUACGACGAUUGUUUAAAGAUGAGGAGCCUAAAUGGAUUACUACCAAACCAGAGAUGGAGCCGGAAUGGAGUGCCUGUCUCCAGACUCUACAAACCGAUAAUAAGAUUCUCUCCGUCGAUUGCUCUCCUGAUGGGAAGCUUAUAGCAGCAGGAGGGCAAGAUCGCACUUCAGUCGCUUUCUUGCACAAUAAUCAUCAGAUUGCGUCGGGUUCGGACGACUUAACAAUCAAAAUAUGGGAUGUUCGGGGUGGCGAUUGUGUCAGAACACUUGUGGGGCAUACUAAAAGUAUCGAAUCAGUCAUUUUAUCUCCGGCACGCAAGAUUAUCUCUUGUGAUGGUGAUGGCAUAGCCAAGAUCUGGGAUUAUGAACGCGGUCUGUGCCUCAAUACUAUUGACACCCAUGUCGAAUAUUCUGGAUUAAUUGCCUUGUCACCCGAUGGUAAUCGGCUAGCAUGUGGAUAUGGUGUUAUCAAAAUCUGGGACAUCUGUCGUGUUGAAUGUCUUCGCACGCUUGAAGGAUUUAUUGGCUCUAUUAGCGCAAUUAUAUACUCCUCCAAUCGCCAGAUCAUCGCUGCAGAGACUUUGAGCAUCAUGAUCUGGGAUGUUGAGAGUGGUAAAUGUCUGAAAACCUUUGGACGAAUUUACCAGGUCUACUCACUCGCAUUUUCCAUUGAUGACCAUAUUUUAUCCAGCAGUACUGACGGGCGGAUCGAAGUCUGGAGCCCCAAAAGUGAUGACGCUCCAAAGAUCCUUGUAGGUCAUACCGAUAAAGUCACUUCCAUGGCUCUUUUACCUAGCGGCAAGGUCAUAUCAGGAUCCGAGGAUUGUACCGUCAGGAUCUGGGAUCCUAGAGGCACUUGCAGUAGCCUUGAGAAUCAGUAUCACGGUGGUUCCAUAUACAAUCUUGAUACUUUUCCCGAUGGCCAUGUAUCAUCGACAACCAGCGAGGGAGAGAUAAAGAUCUGGAGCCCCAACGGAGCCUUGGAAAGAACCCUUCAGGGGAGCUAUUCCUCUAUGGUUUGUCUCUCGUCCAAAGGCCACAUUCUAUCGGAAUCUAAUGGUAGAGUUGACCUUUGGAAUGCCAACGGAACUCAUAUUAGGACUGCUCAGAAUCCCCAUCCGUAUGUGAAGUGGGUUGCUUUCUCUCUGGAUGCCACGCAAUUUGCAUUAGGUUCCUAUGGUACGAGCAUUAAUAUCUGGGACACUAGCAGUUGCAAGCCCUUGGAACAGUCCCCUGAGUAUGACCGACAACAUUGGUCGCAAUUCGAAACAUUCAAAGUCCUGCACCAUUAUGUUAUGAAUUCUCAGAAUAGCUGGGUCACCUGGAAGGGACAAAAUGUCAUUCUUGUGCCAUGGGAGUACCGUCCACUGGUUCAACUGGGGCGUCAGGUCAAAGAGACACCAACUGGCCUUGCCAUUGCUUCUUACUCACGUCGAGUAUUGAUAUUCAACUUCUCAGCAGUUGAAUUUCCGCCUUGA
Messenger RNA from Penicillium malachiteum, 1635 nucleotides. Its product is annotated as WD40 repeat domain-containing protein. Bases 1 to 1635 code for a protein of 544 amino acids. Gene Ontology annotation, molecular function: protein binding. The transcript has 3 exons. NCBI's taxonomy places the organism in Eukaryota, Fungi, Ascomycota, Eurotiomycetes, Eurotiales, Aspergillaceae. The record is from RefSeq and is a predicted model, not a curated record.